Messenger RNA from Myotis davidii, 2850 nucleotides. It is a transcript of the gene CLEC4F, whose product is annotated as C-type lectin domain family 4 member F. Bases 274 to 1986 code for a protein of 570 amino acids. The record is from RefSeq and is a predicted model, not a curated record. Lineage: Eukaryota; Metazoa; Chordata; Mammalia; Chiroptera; Vespertilionidae. Gene Ontology annotation, molecular function: signaling receptor activity. The transcript is spliced from 8 exons.
CCGGAGGAGGAAGGAAGCAGAGAUGAAUGGUGACAAGGUCCGCUUCUGCAGAGACAACCAGUCUGUCUCCCUGCACCCCCACGGUGAGGACACUGGGGGCUCAGCCGCCCUCAGUCAGGCACUGGCUUGCUUGUCCCCCAGCCCUCCGUCAUUUUCUCAGCACCCACUUGGCAGCCCAGAGCUCCCUAAGCUCAUCACUAUGUCAGCCUCCAGAACAAACAGGCAAGGGCAGAAGGCCUGAACUCCUCGGCAACGGCUCCAGCAGCCCCCAAGAUGUCAAGGCUUGUUCUGGCCAGCCUGGUCUUUAUGGUCGUGAUCAUUGCCACCUCUCUGAUGGCUCUCUUUGUUGUGGUCCUACAGAAACCAAGACCUGCACCGGAGGCCUAUGCCUACUCCCAAGGGCUUCUGGGAGACAACAGCACCUGGCAGUUACCUGUGGAACCUAGCAAUCCCCACCGCUUUGGGGUGGCAGAGUUACAAGAGACCCUCCAGAUGUUUAAAGACCACGUGGAGAACUCCAGCACCUGGACCAUGGAGAUCCAGAUGUUGAUGUGCAGAGUGGACAAUGUCAGUUCUCAGAUCCAGAUGCUCGGUGGUCAUCUGAAAAAUGCCAGUGCUGACAUCCAGAUGGUAAAAGGCGUUCAAAAAGAUGCCAGUACCUUGAGUUUCCAGGCCCAGAUGUUAAAAAGCUCCUUGGACAGGGCCAGUGCUGAGAUCCAGAGGCAAAAGGGAGAUCUGGAAAAGGCAAAUGCUUUAAAUUCCCAGGCCCAGAGUUUCUUAAAAACCAGUUUAGAAAACACCAGCUUUGAGCUCAACAUGUUAAGCACAGGUUUAGAAAAUGCCAACACUGAAAUUCAGGCGUUGAAGGCAGGGUUGGAAAUGGCAAAUGCCCAGGCCCAAUUGGCAAACAAUAGUUUAAAGAAUGCUAAUGCUCAGAUCCUUACUCUAAGAGGCAAUCUGGAGAGUGUCCAUCAUUUAAGGGACCAGAAUCAGGUGUUAAGUGAUAGUUUGGAAAGAACCAAUGCUGAGAUUCAGAAGCUCAAGGGAAGCCUGCAAAAUGCAAGAGAGUUAAACUCCCAGACCCAGACCCUUAUAAAAGGCAGUUUAGACAACACCACCGCUGAGGUCCAGUCAUUAAGAGGUCGCUUGGAAAGGGCUGGCAAUGAGAUUCACUUGUUAAAAAGAGAUUUGGGAACUGCCACUACCCAGACCCAGAUAGCAAACGGUCGCCUAGAGCAGACCAGUGCUCAGAUCCAAGGAUUGAAAACAGAACUGGAAAACACCAACGCCUUACAUUCCAAUAUUCAGGUGUUAAACGAUCAGUUGGAAAAUGCCGGCAGGGAGAUACAGAUCCUAAAACAAGGAAUGAAGGAUGCUGAGGCCCUGAACGCCAAGACCCGGAUGCUAGAGAGCAAGCUGCAGGAGGCCAAUGUCGAGGUUCAGAGGUUGACAGGGGAGGUAGCGAGCACUAAAGCACUAACUGCGAAAGUCCAGGAGCAGCAGCGUAGCCUGGAGACCCUCCGUGCAGCCUUCGCUUCGCAGGAGCAGCUACAGAAAUCCCAAAAUGAACUUCUCCAGUUGAUCCUGCAAGGCUGGAAGGUCUACAACAGGAACAUGUAUUACUUUUCUCACGUCAAGAAGUCUUGGCAGGAGGCUGAGAAGUCCUGUGUGUCCCAGGGAGCCCACUUGGCCUCCGUGACCUCUGCAGAGGAGCAGGCAUAUCUGACGGAGUUCACACGGUUCUCCGACUACUGGAUUGGCCUCAACGACAGGGGCACGGAGGGCUUUUGGCGCUGGAUUGAUGGGACGCCAUUCAGUAAUGCUAGGAACAGAGUGUUUUGGAACGAUAAUCAGCCAGACAACUGGCAGCACGGGAAUGGGCAGGAUGAAGAUUGUGUACAUGUUCAGCAGAAGUGGAAUGACAACAACUGCAAUGCCCUCUAUCAGUGGAUCUGCAAGAAGCCCCUCAGCCAGGGUGUGGCCUGAAGUAAGCCAGAGCUUCGGGCUCCCUGCCCCUGCCAGCUCUGCACCCUUCCCACCAUGAUGUCCUGUUGAGCCUCUGAACCCAGCUUGCUCUCUGGGGCCUUCCAUUUGGCCUUUUGUGUUUCCUGCCCUGUCCUUUUAUCUAACCCUUCACGCGUGCUUACCUCGUAGGACCCUAUGGGGUGAACAGCUUCUCAAGGCAAGAGCCUUGCUGUGCUUCUGUAUCCGCUGCAGCAACCAGCGCAGGCCUGUCCGACGGCAGGUCUUCAAUAAACACUGUGGAUGAGCAGAAGCUUCGUACUUGUCUCUGCGACAGCCGCCACACGCUCUUCUCCUGGGAUCGGUUCUCCUUCCCCGGUGUCCCUUCUCCUGAAACAAGUCAUGGCCACCCCAGGUGUCCCCUGCAUUUCCUUUGCAGCAGAUGACCUGGGCUGGAUCUUUCCAGGCCCUUAAACCACUGGAAAACCUUCUUUCUCUCCGGUGGCUGGUCUUGUCUUGUCUUCAGACUGUUACACUCUCUGGCUUUGGCCUCGUCUUGGGACCCCAUCCCCCCUUCCUGGGACUCAGCUUUCUGCCAGCUCAGCUCAGAAUAAGAAUUUCUGAGCAGUUCUUUGCCCUGCCUUGUGGUGUCCCCCCACCCUAUGCAUGCAGAGGGAACCUUAACAUUCCUGGAGUGCUUUCACUGCACAGCUCCCUCCCCUUUGUACUCCUUCCCAGAUUCAAGCACUCUCUGUCUCCCCAAACUCCCACUUUCCUCUCUCCAGCUUAGUGAGACUGUCAUGACCCUGUGGGCCCUCUUCCCUGCACUGUGGUCUGAAAAGAGUGUCAAGGAAGGACCCUGGGGUGCUGUGGGCCCAUCCGGUCUGC